Messenger RNA from Corylus avellana, 1485 nucleotides. The record is from RefSeq and is a predicted model, not a curated record. Lineage: Eukaryota; Viridiplantae; Streptophyta; Magnoliopsida; Fagales; Betulaceae.
CAAGCAUUUGAAGCGAGGGAGAGAAAAAAAGAGGGGGAUGGAGAAGAGCGAAAGCACAUCAGGCGACACGCCUCAGCCAUGGCAGUCGUACCACACUGUCUUCACCAACGCUAAAGCAGGUAUGGAUGGGGUGGACAAAGAGAGAGUGCAAAGAAUAGUGUAUGAGAUGAGCAAAGGAUCUAAGUAUUUCGAGAAUGAGGAACGCAAGGAGGCCUUUACGAGGCGGAAACUCGAGAGCAUGCGUGCUCAAUGCGCGAUGCUCACGGCAGCCGAUAUAUCUAACAAUCGGACGGUGGCUGAUAGGAGAAUUUUAGAGCUAGAAGCUACACGUGACUUGACGAGGAUUUGGCUGCACGUAGAUAUGGAUGCUUUUUAUGCUGCUGUUGAGACAUUAAGUAACCCAAUGUUAAAGGGCAAGCCAAUGGCCGUUGGUGGCAUGUCUAUGAUCUCCACCGCCAAUUAUGAGGCACGGAGAUUUGGGGUUCGUGCUGCAAUGCCUGGUUUCAUUGCACGUAAAUUAUGUCCGGAGUUAAUUUUUGUUCCCGUAGAUUUUAAGAAGUAUACUUAUUACAGUGAUUUGACUAGGAAAGUUUUUCAGAAGUAUGAUCCCAACUUCAUGGCUGCUAGUUUGGAUGAAGCAUACCUUGACAUAACUAAUGUCUGCAAACAAAGGGGCAUUACCAGUGGAGAAAUUGCUGAAGAACUCAGAACCUCUGUUUAUGAAGAGACUGGUCUUAUGUGUAGUGCUGGAGUGGGACCAAACCGCUUACUUGCUAAGGUUCUGCUGGCUAUUUUCUUGAUAUUCUCUGUGUGUGUGUAUCCUGCAUGGAAUCCACCAUAUGCCUUUUCAACACAAAAAAAAUAAAAAUAAAAAUAAAAUUGAGGCAUAUAGCAAAUAAAUAGAAGUUUGCAUAAUUUAUUAGAGAACUUCACAUUUUUUGCAAUAAGGCAAGUCAUUUUAUUUCAUGGGGAAGUUCAUUGCCACGAAUAGAUAUUAGGUAUAUCUACCAUAAAAUAUUUUAUUUUAGGUUUGGUGUAAAAGAUGGAAGGCUUUUCUUUGCAUCUUGAGGGAAGAAUUCAACUUUUGGUGGCUGGAAAAAUGGUUUUGAUAGCAUGCUUCCCAUUGUAUUCAAGUCAAACUACAUGCAUUGCUUAUAGCACAAAACUAGGCCUGCCUAUGAAAUAUAGAGUAGACUGCUUUGAAGUCAAGAAUCAAAUUGUUUGGAGGUUAAGAAAAGCUGUGAUGAGAAGCUUAUUGGGGAAGAAAGAUAAAAAUGAGAAUAUAUGAAAAAUUUCAGGAACAGCCCUAAAUUCAAUCGUAAGAUGAGGUUUUGGGGUAUAUAGUUUAAGAUGUGCUUUCUGGAGGUGGCAGAAUAUUGCUGCCAUGUUAUGAGUUCUUAAGAAUAAUACAGAAUCACAUUAUGUGCCCACAGUGUGGUGGUAUGCUAGUUAGUAAAACCAUAAAAUAGGGGAAAUCAAAUCAAG